This is a messenger RNA of Podospora pseudocomata, 3489 nucleotides long. RefSeq lists its product as uncharacterized. Gene Ontology annotation, cellular component: plasma membrane. Gene Ontology annotation, biological process: intracellular magnesium ion homeostasis; magnesium ion transmembrane transport. Lineage: Eukaryota; Fungi; Ascomycota; Sordariomycetes; Sordariales; Podosporaceae. The record is from RefSeq and is a predicted model, not a curated record. The transcript is spliced from 2 exons. Bases 1228 to 3099 code for a protein of 623 amino acids. Gene Ontology annotation, molecular function: magnesium ion transmembrane transporter activity.
CUCUCGGAUGGAGCGCCCUCGAGCUUUCUAGCUGCUCUCCUGACGAUGGAGGCGUUCUGCCCUUUUUACGUACGCAAUUCUGUGACAAGAGUCUCUUGGCCCUUUGAUACCCGAAUUGCGGGCUUUUGGUUAGCGAUGACUAACGCCGGCGGCGCUAAGUGGCCAAACUUUUUCCAUCCCGUGCAAAGUCAAUGUCAAGGAAAGCCCUCCUGACCAACAACUUGGAAUUUCUUUGAGCAGAGGCCAAAAAGUGAAAAUCCAUCGCCGGGCCCAGAGCACUAUCCCUCCAUCCCUCCCCCUUCCAUCCCAUCCUACAACAUCUUUCUCGACAAACCUGGUGACCGUUGAGAAGUCACCUCUCCCUGUCAAGCGGAGUGAAUUCGCAUUCCUACAGGGGUUUAUUUAAGAAAUUCACCUGUGGCGCAGCCCCUUAUCCUUGUGAAUCAGGAACGUCAUAUGCUCGGCAUAUCUGACUGUCAGCUUCAAAACGCGGUCAACCUGCUUUGCUCUUUUUCUCCUUGCACCACCUAAUUAUCACUCAUCACCAACAUCCGCAACCUAGCUACCUAGGAACAGGCCAUGCCUGCCGACUGUUCUCCUUAGCAACUACCGCCAUUAGCCAGCUUGCAUCAAUAUUGUUUCAUAGAAGUCAGCGCCGAUAAUUUCGACCCCAGAAGCUGGUUUGAUCAGACCAUCACGAUAGCGCGCCGAAUUUGCGACAUAUAUACGGGUCCCGAGUCGCACAGGCUGUCUCGACUGCUUCGUCAUCACAAACUGGCGGGCACCAUCGAUUCAACGUUUUCUACUCCUCGUUCACUCCUGGGGCCUGAGCUGGUCUACAGUGGAGUGAACAAGAAGCCGCCUUAACUGGCCUUCAGUAGCCUACGAGUUUAAUUUGACAUCACAGAAACGAAGAUCACCCGCCACCUUCACCAGCGUCGCUUUACCAGAGUCCCGGUACCGCGGCCCUCUUCUCAAUUCAGGUGUUUUACAAGAGCGUCGUUGCGGACGGCUCCCGGCCGUUCGCUGCCCCCCGCUGGUGCUUUCUUGCGACGACACCCACGGCAAUAUGCGCUGCGACUGAGUCCUCACUAGGGGCUCUUGGGCUGGGUUAGGACCCAUUGCAUCGGGAAAAAGUAAGGAAGCUAAGGAAAGAGACUGAGAAAGGGGACGGAACUAUCAAUACCACUGGAUCACCGCAAGACGACAAGCAGACACACCACGAAAAUGUCCGACCAGGAGGAGAUGGGCGGAAACUCGGGGUACUCGACCCCUGUUCCAGAGUUGGACGACCACCGAAACCAGACGGCGUCGGUGCAUCGCCCUGAUCGCGCUCGACGAGGAACAUUUGACUCCCUUUACGGGGCACGCCAAGUUGCAGCUGUUGCAGCCGGACAACCUGUUGUUCGCGAUUUUGAAGAGGCCAUCAUCGACGAUGAGGGGCCUGAGAACUCGCCCACUUUGAGACGCGCCCGUCGGCCAACCAUCGAGUCGAUUUCAGAUCGCUCUUCGUCGCCUCCUAAUUCGGUCAAGGCCUUUGCCGAGGCCCGCCGGCGGGAGCGCGACAUGUCGUUCUCGGAACCGAAGCCGGAGCAGAAUGAGCAGGAGGAGCCACCGCUUCAGAGGACUGCAUCCAUUGUCAGUCGGCAUAGUUACCGCAGCAAGCAGGUCACUGUGGCGGCGAGUGAUGAUGCCGCCAGUCUUGCAACCAACAAGUCAGCCGAGGAGGAUGUCUGCUUUCCGCUUCAGGACGAGCGGAGUGGUGCCACCCUGCACAUUGACUUUGACUAUCUGGAGAAUUUCAUGAAAGCCGAAAGUGAGGCCCGUGAAGCAGCUCGUCGUCCUUCUGUGCUUCGCACAUUCCCUGAUGUCCGGCCCUCUACCAACCCAUCUAAUGUUCCAACGCCCAUGAUCACUUUGGAUGGUGACUUUCUGUCGCCAGCCUUUGACGCAGAGAGCCACCAAGAAAAGUCCGAAAAAGGUCAAGACGAGGAACAGGUCAAGCAGGUCCAACUCCCGGUGCUUCAGCCAGAUCCAAACCGGGUCAGUUUCUUCUCUUCGGCCUGGGAAUCGACAAUCAAUGCCCCCGAUCUCGAAGGAUUGCUCGUGGAGGGUGAGGAUAUCCGUGGUCUCUUCAGCUUCCCCAAGGGCGAGACGGAUGGUGUGUGGUGGCUGGAUAUGAAGAACCCUUCUGAAGAGGAGGUGCGCGCCGUUUGCAGGGCCUUUGGUAUCCAUCCCCUGACAAUUGAAGAUAUCACGACGCAGGAAUCUCGCGAGAAGAUUGAACUCUUCCCGUCGUACUACUUUGCCUGCUUCCGGUCGUUCUUUAUCGAGAAUGACGAGGAUGGGGAGAAGGAGUUCAAGCCUUUCAACAUCUAUGCGGUUGUCUUCCGCGAGGGCACGCUGAGUUUCAGCUAUGCCAAGAAUUCUCAUGCCUCUCACGUGCGGAAGAGAAUCGCAAUGCUCAAGGAUUAUGUCUCGCUCAGUAGCGACUGGAUUUGCUACGCCUUGAUCGACGAUAUCGUUGAUUCAUUCGCUCCUGAUAUCCGCUCGCUUGAGGACGAAACGGACCAGAUUGAGGAUGAGGUCUUCAUUGCCCGUACAGAUGACAUGGCACAGUUCCUCCGCAAGAUCGGCACAGCACGCAAGAACACGAUGGCUCUGAUGAGACUACUUGGCGGCAAGGCCGACGUCCUCCGAGGCUUCACCAAGAGGUGCAACGAGAACUACAAGGUCACGCCACGUAUGGACAUAGGCAUGUACCUUGGCGAUAUCCAGGAUCACGUUGUUACCAUGAUGAACAACCUCGGCCACUGCGAAAAGAUGCUGUCUCGCGCGCACAGCAAUUAUCUCGCUCAGAUCUCGAUUGAUGGUAUUGCCCAAGGGACAAACACCAACCGUAUGUUGGGCAAGGUGACUCUGCUCGCGUCCAUCAUUGUCCCGCUCAAUGUGGUGACGGGCCUGUUUGGAAUGAACGUCAGGGUGCCGUUUGCGGAUGGGGACGGGGCCACUCUCGCGCCUUUCUUUGGGAUUCUAGGCAGUCUCUUGACUUUUUGCAUUCUGGGCUUUUGGCUGGCGAGGCAUUAUCGCAUGUUUUAGAACUGUGGUAUUGCCUCUCGCUACCAACCUAUAUUGGGGGGGGGUUAUCUCUUUGCUUCGAUUCUUGCGCUUCUCCCAUGGCUAGAACGAGAGGGAGACGAGCAUCUUUUUCUAUACACGAAUAAUGGGGUCUGGGCGGUGGGUAAUCUUGGAGAAUUUGAGCUCUAUAGAGAAAAGCAUGGAGGGAGGCAAAUUGGGGGUUUUUUUUUUUCGAAACCUGGAAAGCAAGGGGGAAUAGACUAGAACAAGAGGUUUCUGGGUGGAGUGGCAAUUGUGCUUUCUUCGUUACUUUGCUUGGUGACUGGGAGGGCGGGAGCCAGCCUGGGGCAAGCUAUAGUUGUGGUUUUCUUGCGUAUAUAGGGGUUCUAUAAUUACGUUUGUUCUGUACUG